Molecule: messenger RNA, 576 nt
Organism: Rotaria sordida
Lineage: Eukaryota; Metazoa; Rotifera; Eurotatoria; Philodinida; Philodinidae
Source: the annotation of a GenBank genome assembly
AUGUCGAUUUUCUUACGAAUUGUCUGUUUAAUAAUAACUAUUAGCACUAUUAAUAGUCAACAGUAUGUUAUCAAACGAGAUUUUCGUGUAUCAUAUCAAUAUAAUUCAUUUUCUGUAUUUACAAAUGAUGAAUAUCAAUUAAUUUAUCGUAUUGAAACACAAUAUUCAUUGUCAUAUGCGGCAACAAUUAAAUCUAUUUUACCGCUUAAUGAUUUUAUUAUUGUUGCACAUAUUGAUGCAUUUCUUGGAUCGAAUCAAAUUUUUAAUUUUCGUAUACUUAAUUCACUUUUAGGUCGAUGGAUUGAUGGACGUAUAUAUCAACAAAAUAUGCUUAUUUAUGUUAUUGAACUUAUUAAUUUUCAACAGAUUAUUAUUGAAUUAUCACCACCACGUACACCGGAGAUGUCAUCAUUAAAUAGUGUACGUUUUCGUGAUGGACAAAUAUCAUAUAAAAUUCUUGCAGAUUAUACACAACGAACACCAUGGUUAUCGAUAUAUGAUUUACGUUUAUGUAGUAAUGAAUAUCCAAUUGAACUGUAUCUUGUUGGUUUCGCUAUUGUACAACGACGAAUGUAA